AUUUGACCUUGUGCGUUUUCCAAAUCACUCGUCAUGCUUGGUCCAUCACCUCGUACCGUUGUGCGUGUAGGGUCGAGGCGCAGUAAUUUGGCACUUCUCCAGACUGAAAUGGCAGUUAAUUUACUUCAAAAACAAAAUCCACAUAUUCUGUUUGAAGUUGUAGAAAUGGCAACUGUCGGCGACAAAAUUCUAGAUGUUUCAUUAUCAAAGAUUGGUGAUAAAAGUUUAUUCACAAAGGAACUCGAAAAUGCCCUACUUAGUGGAGAAGUUGACCUUGUCGUACACUCACUUAAAGAUGUCCCAUCAAUCCUUCCUUCCGGCUUAGUCCUUGGGUGUGUAUUUGCCAGAGCAUCUCCUGAUGAUGUUGUUUUGAUGGCUCCACAUUAUCGUGGAAGAAAACUUUCUGAUCUCCCUAUCGGAUCUACAAUUGGAACAAGUGCUGUUCGGCGCGUAGCCACACUUACACGCAAGUAUCCACAUCUGAAGUUUGUAUCCAUACGUGGAAAUUUAAACACAAGGCUGGCCAAACUCGAUACUCCUCCAGCUUCCAAGGAUAAUUGCUGUUUAACCAAUCCAUCUCAAAGCUAUGAUGCGAUCAUCCUGGCUAAGGCGGGUGUUGAGAGGAUGGGCUGGUCGCACCGUAUUGAUCAGGUUUUAACCGAUUCUUUUUAUGCUGUAAGUCAAGGUGCAUUAGCUUGUGAAUGUCGUCAAAUCGAUAAUUUCAUCAUGAAUUUGUUAUCGGGCAUCCAUGACGAGUCAGCUGCCUUAACAACUAUUGCUGAGCGCAGUUUAAUGCGUCAACUUGAUGGUGGUUGUUCUAUCCCGAUCGGCGUGCGCAGUGAUCUUGUUUUAAAAGGAGACUUGAACUAUUCUCAACUUACUCUUCAUGCAAAUAUACUAAGUGUUGAUGGUGGGAAGAGUGUAGAAAGAUCUGCCUCUGUUGUUUUCCCGGAUAAAAUGCCCAUAAAUGAUUGUAUGGAGUCCAGUUGCAAAUUAGUGCAAAAAUCGAGCGGUUAUGAUGAUGUUAGCACAAAUACACCAAUAAUCGAAAGUAGGGGGAAAUCACUAACCUCUCCUACUAAAGAUGAGUUAAAAGCAGCAUUGAAUGCAGCAUCUAUAUUUAUGGGAGUUUUAGUUACUCCAUCAUCCGAAAUUUCCCGUCUCAGAAUGGCUAUUGCUCAAAGUUUGGGUUGCGUAGUAGCACAAAGUCUUCUUCUAUCCGGUGCUGAUGAGAUUCUUUAUGAAAUACGCUCCCAAUCUAGUGGGUGAAGUAAAUUCCAAUCAAUAGAUAUUAGUUUACUUCAAAUGACAAUCCUUGCAUUUUGUUCUGGUUCUUUCAGAAUUUAUGCUCUCAUAUUGUUUAUCUUUUGGCUCUUCAUAGAGAAGUAGAUUUGUCAUGUUUACAUGUAAAUUGUUUAUUAAUGUUGCCCCAUAGAUUGUAAAUACUAACAUUGUGAAAAUAAACGUUUGCGAUUAAAAUAGAUUUAGUUAUUUGAAUAAUCUUAAUAUUUUAAUUGUUCUGAACAUAUGUUUCUCAUUUUUAUGCUCUAAAUUACUAUUAUAUUAUUAGGUGUUUGAAAUGCUUCUAUACAAAUCCCGUCAAAGCAUAUUUUGCAUUCCCAAAUGCAAAGUCCUAAGUGGCGAUUUGUUGACCAUAGACUCUAAUUUAUCUCGGUUUUUUAUCAUUAAUAUAUAUCUGUAGCUUCCGUUGAAGAAUUAUCCCCGACUUAAGGUGAUAUGUUUUGUUAUGUCACCCAAGUUUAUCAUCGUAUUCAACUUACUGAUGAGUAGUAGUCAUACUCAUACGCUAAACCAAAAGUUGUACUUUCUGUGAAAGUUAACAAAAUAACAUUUUCCGGAUGUAAAGUUGACGUUUUGUAUUUUUUGUCAGGUUUUCUAUACUACAUCGAUUUAAGCUUAGCAAACAGAACUUUUAGUUUCAUUCAACUGUUCGAUUAUGUGGUUACUCCGUUUUCAAAAUGACCCAUAGGAACUGCAAAUAUGUUACCGAUUGUAGGAGUUGAGUAUAAAACAACUUAGUAAUAUAUUUAGAAUUGUACUGGUUUAUCUAGUUCAUUGAAUUCAUGAUCAAUCUAUGCCCUCUUUAAAACUCAUAUUCAUAGUGGAACUGGUAUUAAGUUGUCUUAUUGGAGAUUGAACUUCAAAGUUAUAUAUCUUACUAAAAAAUAGGUUUUUUUUUCUUAUUUUAGAAACAUUGGUUCAGUCUUAAAACAUAAUCACAUAUGGACCAUCAAAAGUCCAAGAAAAAACGCAAAGCUUACUACCGAAAAUGUGCUUUUGGUUCAAAAAAAUCUCGUCUGAAUGAUCAAAACGAUAGUGUGUCAUGCAUUCCGAAAAAUUUACAACCCGGCAUGACCGGUUAUAUAUUAACUUACAAUCAACAGCAACGAUUAGCACAUAUUGAGACUUAUCGUUUGUUAAAUCAUACUUUAGAUGAGAUUUCUAUUGAAAAGCAUAAAAGUGGAGCAUCUAAAAUCAACAGUCCUGUAAAUACAAAUAAUGAAUUAGUUGGUUCUGAACCUAAUAAUAUGGUUAGUGAUGAAAAGAAUGAUGAUACUGAUGACUUAUACUCACAGUUACUUCGUGAAAAUUGUUCAAAAUAUCCUGCCAAUUCAAAAAAUAAAUUUGGUUUCUACUCUGUGAAAACACAUAUCAGUAACUGUUCUUUUAUUCUUCAUCAGACUAAUUUACUUAGUGCUGCAGAACUUUGUAAUCGUGUAUUCGAAAGACUACUCUCGACUUCCAAUGCAGAGUCUCGUUAUGUUCUUCGUUUGAUGCCUGUUGUAAACACAUGUCGGUCAGAUUUGCCGUCACUCGAAAAUUGUGUGCUAAAAGCGUGGUCGAACUUCCUUGGCCUAGCGUCAUGUAAAAUAAAUACAAAAUGUUCUAAAGUUGAGGUACCUCUAGACCAGUCAAAUGAUGAAGAAAACGCAAAUAAUGAUAACGAGUCCUCAAUUUUACAUGUCCCAAAACAGAUUGCUUGUGAAUCUACAUUGAAUGGAUCGAAGACGUUUAUGAUUGUGUUCAAAUCUCGUGGUUUCAAAGCUAUUACCCGUGAUGAUGCUAUACGCCGUACAUUUGAAGCAAUCAAAUCUGUUGAUUCAUCUUGGAAUUUAUGCAAUUCAUCGCCUUCAGUUGUUGUCUCAAUAACUGUCCUGUGUAAGGUGACUUGUAUCAGUUUGUUGGAAAAUUUCUUCAAAUAUCGUAAAUACAAUGUAGCAGAAGUUUGCUCACCAUCAACUCAAUAUGACUGUACAAAUAACAUAAAAAAUGACGAAUCCAAAUAA
Molecule: messenger RNA, 3308 nt
Organism: Schistosoma haematobium
Lineage: Eukaryota; Metazoa; Platyhelminthes; Trematoda; Strigeidida; Schistosomatidae
Exons: 4
Coding region: 34-1269 (411 amino acids)
Biological process (GO): heme biosynthetic process; tRNA modification
Cellular component (GO): cytoplasm
Molecular function (GO): RNA binding; hydroxymethylbilane synthase activity
Source: RefSeq, a predicted model, not a curated record